AUGGAAUCGGUACCUAAAUCAAUACAGAAGGUCCAGGCGUCACUGGAGCCUUAUGUCAAACCACGGGAGCAAGUGGCCUACAUUCGACGCGCCUUAGCUCUUCAUCUUCAAGCAUGUGGCCAGCCGGGCCCUAUCCAGAAGCCCCUUUCACUUGUCGACUCUUCAUGCAGGGUUACACCAACGCAAGAGGUUAGAGGCCUACAAAAGGAAUAUCUCAAGGCCCUGGACGCAAAUCUCAAGGCUCGCAAUGAGUACGAGAACAUAAGAUAUGAAACAGUAACAACAGCUACUUCCCGAACCAAAAAUGUCGAUACCAGCGACCAGGUUGAAGAACACGUUGCUCUCAUAAAAUUGCGACAGAAACACCAACGUCUACAGACGGUGCAGAAAUACCUGGAUCUAUUGGUGCACCAGCCUGCAGCAUCUUCAGACUUUCUCGAUCUGGGGGAUAUAUUCAGCGACUCAUCUCUUCUUCCAAACGUCCCUAAAGAAGUAGUGAGCGGCUUUGUAGUCGGUGCCAGCACAAACGAAACAGACUUGGGUGGGCUGGCUGGGCAGUUGGAGAAGGUCGUGCUCAGAGCCAAAUUGCUUCUACAGCGUGAAGAGCAGCUUUUAGCAGAUGUUCGACAAAGGACAGGGCCGCUGGCAGGUCAUGUCAGGGAUGAGGCGAAAGUGCAUGCUUUGGACACGACCCGAACGGAGCUGAUCAACUGGAUCGAGACGGAACUCAGCAAAGCGUCAGGAGAGUCGGAUGACACCACAGCGUCCCAGGGGAACGGAUUCAAUUCUCGCACCGAACAAGAGGCCAUCGACGAACAUUUAGCCAAGAUCAAGGAUAAAUACAGCAGAUACACGGCGACGAGAAAAGCAGUGCUCAACAUCGUCUCAGAACAGACACAGCCGGUCUUGAAACCCAGGGACGAGGGCACAUCCAGUUCUGGCCAAAGCCAGGGUAUACCAGCGGAACCUACCACCCAUCUCCUCAUCCCCUACCUCGACAAGCUUCUCUCCCUGUCGCGAGAACAAAAGGGCAUGAUAACCCAAAAGUCACACAUUCACACCGUCCUAGCCAAGCAGACCAAGGAAACCCGACAGGCACUUGACCAUCUGGCCGAGGAAAGCCAGCUUCUUCCAUUGCACCCCAUGCCCGGCACAGGCAGGCCCAAGUCUGGCUUCGGAGAGGACUUCUCUGCUGCCAUGUCUGAGAAGCCGAUGUCUUCGGAUCGCGUCAAGCCUUGGGUGUUCGCAGCAGACUCGGCUAAGAUUGCUACACUGGAAGCGGUUGCCGAGAAAAUUGAAGAAGGCCAGGUCGCGCUGGAAGGCUCCAUGCCAGUGCUUCAGGAAGUCGAUAAAUUGUUGGGUCAGAGAUCUAAGGAGCCUGAGGAAGAAGCAGUAGGAGACAUGACGGAAGAAGACAUUUGGCUGACGCAAGGGUCGGCCAAAAAGGCCGGUGCAAGGAAGCACGCGACUCAUCAGAGAAAGGAGUCAACCGUCAAUCCUGAUGACAUCUGGUCGGCGAUUGAUGGGAAACUUGGUCUCAUCGGUUAA
Colletotrichum spaethianum is the source of this 1548-nucleotide messenger RNA. RefSeq lists its product as uncharacterized. The transcript has a single exon. Lineage: Eukaryota; Fungi; Ascomycota; Sordariomycetes; Glomerellales; Glomerellaceae. The record is from RefSeq and is a predicted model, not a curated record. The coding region runs from base 1 to 1548 and encodes 515 amino acids.